ACCUGGGCCAGCUGCCACCCACCCUCGCCGCAGGCUUCCCUAGAAAUGUCUGUUGCCGGAGCCUCCGGGUGCCGCGGCACGUCGUGCGCUCUCUCCAAGCGCGCCCCUCCGACCCUUCCUCUGGGCCCCUUCGUUUGCUGCACUUCCUCGGUUUCCAGCCACACUUGUCAGAGUUCUAACGAACCUCCGGGAGCGCCCGAGGCGGCCAAAACCCCAUAUCACAGAUGAGGACCAAGGCUCCCGGAAAGAAGUGACUCGGGCCAGCCCGCCCUGGCUCUGGUUCUUUCUGCCCGGGUCUCACCUCCCGCCCCCACGCCGCCCGCGUGCCGUCUCCUCCCGCGGUGGCUGCAGCGGCCGCGGCGGGGGGAGCGCGCCUCCUUUCCUCCCUCUGGUAAACACACCCGCCCGCCAGCCAGCCCAUCCGCUAUCACGGCCCUUAUAAAGUCAGCCGUCGCCGGACUUCCUGCCGGAGCCCGAGCCCCCUCCUCGGGCUACGAGGCGCGCGGCGUGGUGCCUGGCGCCCCGCUGAGCGAGCCCAGGGCGCGAGAGGACGCGCCCGCCUGCCCUGGGUCUGCCUCCACGUGGCAGCUGUUGGCUUGGCUCGAGAGGCUGUAGGGACUCGCCUGGUGUGCAAAGUGGGACGGCUCGCUCUCACCCGGCCCCGGAGGGUGUGGACUUGGAGGGACUCUCGGCCAGCAUGGCCCCCACGCUGGAGCAGGCGUACCGGAGGCGCUGGUGGAUGGCCUGCACCGCGGUACUGGAGAACCUCUUCUUCUCCGCGGUCCUGCUGGGCUGGGGCUCCCUGCUGAUCAUUCUCAAGAACGAGGGCUUCUAUUCUAGCCUGUGCCAAGCUGCAAACACCACCACCAGCACCGCCAACAGCAGCCAGGGGCAGCCGCCCAGCCGGUGGCCCAGCUGCGACCGGCAGGAUGAAAUGCUCAACCUGGGCUUUACCAUCGGCUCCUUUGCACUCAGCGCCACCACCUUGCCCCUGGGGAUCCUCAUGGACCGCUUUGGCCCCCGGCCCCUGCGGCUGCUUGGCAGUGCGUGCUUUGCUGCAUCUUGCACCCUCAUGGCCCUGGCCUCGCGGGACCCUGAAGUUCUGUCUCCGCUCAUAUUCCUGGCGCUGUCCCUGAAUGGUUUUGGUGGCAUCUGCUUGACGUUCACUUCGCUCACUCUGCCCAACAUGUUUGGGAACCUGCGCUCCACUUUUAUGUCCCUCAUGAUCGGCUCCUACGCCUCUUCCGCCAUCACAUUCCCCGGAGUCAAGUUGAUCUAUGAUGCUGGCGUGUCCUUUGUGGUCAUCAUGUUCACCUGGUCUGGCCUGGCUUGCCUCAUCUUUCUGAACUGUGCCCUCAAUUGGCCCAUCGAAGCCUUUCCCAACCCUGAGGAAGCCAAUUACACGAAGAAGAUCAUAUGUAGUGGGCUGGCCCUGGACCACAAGGUGACUGGCGACCGCUUCUACACCCACGUGACCAUCGUGGGCCAGCGGCUGAGCCAGAAGGCCCCCAGCCUGGAGGAGGGGGCUGACGUUUUCGUCUCAUCCCAGGAUGUUCGCAGCACCUCGGACAGCCUCCCUGAGAAGUCUGUCCCCUUCCGCAAGAGCCUCUUCUCCCCCAUAUUCCUGUGGAGCCUCCUCACCAUGGGCAUGACGCAGCUGCGGGUCAUCUUCUACAUGGCCGCCAUGAAUAAGAUGCUGCAGUAUCUCAUAACCGGCGGCUCGGAGCAUGAGACCAGUGAGCUGAGACAACAGGCAGCAGAGACAGUUGGGUUCUACUCCUCCGUCUUUGGGGCCAUGCAGCUGUUGUGCCUCCUCACCUGCCCCCUCAUCGGCUACAUCAUGGACUGGCGGAUCAAGGACUGCGUGGACGCCCCGACUGAGGGCACUGCCCUCGGAGACACCAGGGAUGGGAUCGCCAUCAAGUCCCCCAGGCCACGCUACCGCAAGAUCCAGAAGCUCACCAAUGCCAUCAACGCCUUCACCCUGACCAACUGCCUGCUCGUGGGUUUCGGCAUCACCUGCCUCAUUGGUAGCCUCCAUCUCCAGUUUGUGACCUUUGUCCUGCACACCAUGGUCCGGGGUUUCUACCACUCUGCCUGUGGAAGUCUCUACGCUGCAGUAUUUUCGCCUUUUGCUCCCCUGGCUGACUUGAAGAAUUCCAAGAUGGCUUCCGUCUCCGCCUCAGCCUGCCCCCGCGGCUUCAAUUUCCCUAACAUUUUUCUCUACCCGGUUCCCGUCCAACCACUUCGGGACGCUCACGGGCCUGCAGUCCCUCGUCAGUGCCGUGUUCGCCUUGCUGCAGCAGCCGCUCUUCAUGGCCAUGGUGGGACCCCUGAAAGGAGACUUCUGGGUGAACCUGGGCCUCCUGCUGUUCUCACUCCUAGGAUUCCUGCUGCCUUCGUACCUCUUCUACUACCGAGGCCGCCUCCAAAGGGAGUACGCCACCCACUGGGCAGGCCCGCAGAAGGUGCUGGGCGGCCCUGACGUGACUGCGUAGACUUCUGAGGCCAAGGGGCCUGGAUGACAGGCAGCCGAGGCCUGAGCAACCAAAGGGAAUGCCCCUGGUGGCUUUUCUACCUGUAACGGACAUGCAGAGCCAGGGGUAUGGAUUUAUAAAUACCAAGAGAAGUUCUAUUUUUGUAGGCACUUGCAAAAAAAAAAUGCCCUUAAAAAUAUCCCCAAAGCAACGCUCCACUGAAGACAGCCCCUGUGCUGGAGAGACCUGCUUCUGCGGAUGGAGGAGGCCAGGCCGUGUGGCUGCCUUUUCUGGUGCCUCCUAGGAACCUGGGGGCUGGUGAAGAGGCUGCUUCUAAGGUCCUAGGUGUGUGUGUGUGCAUGCAUGCAUGUGUGUGUGUGUGUGAGAGAGAGAGACACCACCUGCCCGUCUGGACGACAGGGGCCCUGAGGUGCUGCCGACGGUCCUGGGUGAGGUGUCGGGAGGGCAGCAGACCCAUUCCAGGGGCUGGAGGGCGGGUUCCCUCCCCGUCGCUGCUGCUUGCAGGUCUUAGAGGAAAUAAAGAGAGAAGUGAUAGA
Molecule: messenger RNA, 3034 nt
Organism: Oryctolagus cuniculus (rabbit)
Lineage: Eukaryota; Metazoa; Chordata; Mammalia; Lagomorpha; Leporidae
Source: RefSeq, a predicted model, not a curated record